UAUUAGAGUAGAGUUCAGUUGACUAGUUAUUGUUGCAGAAUGAUCACCUUCGGCUUGCUGGCGGUGCUGUUGCUGGCUUGGCUGUGGCAGCGCUGGCACUUUGGCCACUGGCAGCGGCUGGGCGUGCCGCAUGCACCCGCCGCGCCCUUUGUGGGCAAUGUGUGGCGCCUGCUGCGCGGCUGUUGCUGUUUUGGCGACCAGUUCCGCGAGCUCUAUGAGUGUCCGAGUGCCAAGGGGCAGGCAUACCUGGGCAUACACGUGCUGCACAAUCAUGCGCUGCUGCUGCGCGAGCCGGCGCUGAUCAAGCGUAUUCUCGUCGAGGAUUUUGGCCAGUUCUCCAGUCGCUUUGAGACUACAGACGCCAUUGGUGACACGAUGGGCGCACAGAAUUUGUUCUUCUCCAAGUACGAGAUGUGGCGCGAGACGCACAAGAUAUUUGCGCCCUUCUUUGCCGCCGGCAAGGUGCGUCAUAUGUUUGGGCUGCUGCAGCAGAUUGGCCAGCAGCUGGAGCAGCAUAUGGCCAGGCAGCUGACGGCGAGCGGCACCAAGGAGGGCACACUGGAGCUGGAGGUCAAGCAGCUGAGUGCGCUGUUCAGCACAGAUAUUAUUGCCUCGCUGGCCUUUGGCCUGGAGGCCAAUUGUCUACAGCAGCCGGACGCAGAGUUUCGGCGCAUGUGCAUCGAGGUGAAUGAGCCGCGUCCCAAGCGUCUGUUGCAUCUCUUCACCAUGUUCUUCUUUCCGCGCUGCUCGCGCCAGCUGCGCACCCAUCUCUACUCGGAGGAGUACGAGCGUUUCAUGCGGCAAUCCAUGAACUGGGUGAUGGAACAGCGUGCGGCCAGCGGGGAGCAGCGCCACGAUCUGAUUGACAUAUUUCUGCAGCUGCAGCGCACGCAGCCGCCGGAGAGCGUGGUGCAUCGGCGUGACUUUUUCGUGGCGCAGGCAGCAUUUCUGCUGCUCGCCGGCUUCGACACCUCCUCCUCGACGAUUACCUUUGCGCUGUACGAGCUGGCCAAGCAGCCGGCCAUACAGCAGCGCCUCAGGCAAGAGCUGGCGGCGGCGCUGCUAGGCAGCGGAGCCACGGCCGGACAGUUGGACUACGAGACGCUCAGCGGACUGCCCUAUUUGCGGCAGGUGGUAGAUGAGGUGUUGCGCUUGUAUCCGCCCACUGCAUUUCUGGAUCGCUGCUGCAAUGCCAAGGCUGGCUAUGACUUGUCCGCCUGGAGCUGUGGUUCCGCCUUGAGGCUGCCGCCUGGCACGCCCGUCUAUAUUUCUGUGCUGGGACUGCAUCGUGAUGAGCAGUACUGGCCUCAGCCCUUGAAGUUUGAUCCGGAGCGUUUCUCGCCAGAGCAACGGGUGCAGCAUCAACCCAUGACAUAUUUGCCGUUUGGCGCCGGUCCGCGCGAAAGGCCAAAGCCUUUGUGUUAACAGCUGCGGGAGGCACCUAUUUGCGCUUCGUCCGGGAUCCGCUGUGACAAAAAAAAACUGGACCAUUGUGUUGCAGUUUUUUAAAUUUUCACUUUAUUGGGGUAAUUGUUCACAUAUGUAGGUUCUGCUUUUUAGUUUAUUUUAAUUAAAUUUUUUUUUGUUUUUAAUUUUUGUUUGUUUUUAGCUUAAGAUCAGCUCAAAAAUGUUCACAAAAUUUGUCAGUUGUUCUAGCCAAAUACUGCUGGCCAUAUAAAUGGCUAAUCAGUUGUUAUCUGCGCAGACCGUGGACUGUAUUUAUUGACUUGUAAGCUGGCUUAUCAAAAAAGAAUUGAACAAAGUGCAUUUUAACAAACUAUAAAAACUUAAAACCUAUAAAACAAGAAAUUUCAAUUUUCAGUAUCGAGUUACUUUAAGUGCAAAUAAAAUUUGAUAAUGCAUUUAGACCAUGUAUUUUACCAACAAUAUUUAGCUAGCUUGACAAUCAACCAUAUGUAUGUUGUGUAUUUUUUUGCGUUUUUCGGUUUUUGUUUUUCAUUUUUUUUUUUCUUUUAAUUUUUUACCAUAUACAAUUUAAAAAACUAGCUCUCAAGCUACCUGGCUUAUAUCUUCACUUUUUACAAAUUAUCAAAAAAAUAACUAAAGCAAUUUUACACACUCGUCAUUAAAGAACUAAGCUAACAACUAAUUGCAUUUUGUUUUUAUAUUAUAUUAGUAAUUUAUAUAUUAACACAAAAAUGUUUAUUUGUAUUUAGCUUUUCUUUUUAUACAUAAAGGUAUUCAGUUACAGAAUUGAAAUGUAAUAAUAGUAUACAAAUAUGUUCGCACAUUAAUUUUGCUAGCUACGAAUCGAAUUUAGCAAAAAUCAAUAGUUCUUGAUUGUUAUUUCAAAAGCAAAAUGCAAAAUUUACUGUAAAGAUUCUUUUUUUUUUUUUUUAAAAUGUGCUUUAAUAUAAUUUGUGAAUUUCUGUCUGCUGCAAACUAA
Molecule: messenger RNA, 2407 nt
Organism: Drosophila virilis
Lineage: Eukaryota; Metazoa; Arthropoda; Insecta; Diptera; Drosophilidae
Gene: Cyp6t1
Product: Cytochrome P450 6t1
Biological process (GO): response to DDT; insecticide catabolic process
Molecular function (GO): heme binding; oxidoreductase activity, acting on paired donors, with incorporation or reduction of molecular oxygen; iron ion binding
Source: RefSeq, a predicted model, not a curated record